Hansenula anomala is the source of this 2130-nucleotide messenger RNA. RefSeq names its product Urn1p (gene URN1). Gene Ontology annotation, cellular component: nucleus. The record is from RefSeq and is a predicted model, not a curated record. The transcript has 3 exons. Gene Ontology annotation, molecular function: transcription coregulator activity; RNA polymerase binding. The coding region runs from base 324 to 1742 and encodes 472 amino acids. NCBI's taxonomy places the organism in Eukaryota, Fungi, Ascomycota, Saccharomycetes, Phaffomycetales, Wickerhamomycetaceae.
ACUUGAUAAAGACGACCUUCUGGUGAAAAGAUUGUGGUUCGACUAUCGUAUCUUCUUGAUCCCAUUUUCCUAAGUCAAUUGAUAGAUUUCACACUUCAAUUGUUUCUAUUCUUGAAACUAGAAAUUGUGUGAAGUUGAUCUGGCUUCGAUGUGGAUUCUCACUAUAGGAGCUUUGAUAUUUUCAAGAUUUCGCCAGAGAUUUCAGAAAUUCGCGAAAGCCAAAAAAUUUACCCUGAAAAUUGAAGCCAUACGAAGCCAAAACAUAAACACUUUGACAUAAAAGCUAUUGUUUCGUUUCGAUCAAAGGGAUAGUGAAGGUCAGAAUGGAUGCUGAGCGUGGGUCAGGAAAGUUAGAUAAUAAACAGCAUGACUCAAGACCCAAAAACCAAGGCGCUAAUGCAAAACAAAAAUCACAUAAAGGUCAGAAAUACGUCCCUGACAAAAGGCAAAAGGUAGAGGAUAUAAUACGGCCUACAUUUAAAAUUGACUUAGCUGGUACAGAUUGGGUAUUAGUAUUCACCAACAAGGGAACUCAUUUCUUCUACAACAAAACCACCAAGGAAUCCCAUUGGAGAGUUGAGGAUGCUGAAUUGAAUAAUUCUAUGAAAGAGAUCGAGAAAGAUAACCUUUUGUUGCUUAUUGCAAAGUCUAGAGGACUUAAACUUGAUGAUGAUGUUGAGGAAAAACUCCAACAUGAAUUGAAAGCAAAAGAAGAAUUUGUAGAGGAACCUGGUCAAGAUGAUAAUGAUCUAAUCAAAAACUUGGUAGGUGGUAGAGAGGAUUCUACAGAUCAAGUUGUCAUGAAGAGCACAACCCCAUUGGUUUCGGGUUAUUCUUCAAGUGAUGAUGAUUCUGACGAGGAUGAAGAGAAAGCGAAUGAAGACGAAGGCGAAAAAGGCCAACAGAUUAAUGUGGACCCAAAAGAUAACUCAAUUGAUGAUAUCAACCAAAUUGAACGUAUCACUAAUGACGAAGAGACUCCAUUAGAAGAUGGUGAAUCCUCCGAGGAAGAGAAUGCUUUUGAUCUUGCUGAUUUAGAAGGUCUCUCGUCAGAUGAAGAGGAAAAGACAUCUACUCAAGACUCUGAACUUCUAUUCCUACAGUUACUCCAAGAAUCAUCACUCAAUCCAUAUAGUCCUUGGGAGUUAGAAUCGCUAAAAAUUAUAAAUGAUUCAAGGUUUCAUGAAAUUGAUAGUAACAAAGAAAGAAAGAGGAUUUAUGAUCAAUGGGCCUCUGCUGCAGUUCAACAGAAAGAGAUCAAUGCUUUGGCACAAGAAACAGCUGAAGAAGCAGAAGCUGAGGAAGAGCCGCUUGUCGAAUAUAUCAAGUUUUUGGAAACCAAAGAAUUGGAAAGAUUAUAUGUUGAUUUCAAAAAGAAAUGGAAGAAACAGCUAAAAAAGUUGAAACUUGGAGACAAAGAUAAAGAAAAGAUCUAUAAAGAAUACAUCAUAUAUAAUAAGAAAUCUGAGGAUGAAAAAGCUGGAAUUUUCAAAAGUUUUUUAUUGGGAGCAAAGAUCUUCAAAAAGAAUGUCCAAGAAGCAAGUGACUUAUCAAUACUCCAACAAUUCGAUGACAAUAAAGUGAAGGAGUUAGAUUUCAAUUCAGCUUACAAAGCCUUACAUCAAUUAGAAACACAGCUCAAUGUCUCCGAUAGCUUGAAAUAUAAUACAAAGUAUUAUAUAGUGGAGAUAAGGAAACGAAUCUCACUGUUAGUUGAAGUUGCCAAACUUUACACAACUUAGUAUAAAAAGGUCUACAAUUUGCAUAUUUUUAGGAUAAACCAAAAAAAUGAACGAAGUCUUUAUUUCAAUUAAAAAAAUAAACCGAGAGAGCUUCUCCCUCUUUCCAGAUUGUGUCUUUUGAUAUUUUGUAUGUUGUAUGAAAAACCACCUUGAAAACUAAUCACAUAAACUCAAACUAUUUGUAAUGGAGAAAUAAAAAAAACCAACCUGUAAACUCUAAAAAUACAAUAUUUAUGAAACAUCAUCAUGAAUGCUUUAAAAUGAACAUACGAAUGAUAAAUGGUGAUAGUAAUGAGAACAAAUAAUGAUAAUGUGAAUAACUGGGAAUGAUAAUGAUGAUAAUAAUGAUGAUGAUGAUGAUAAUGAACUAUGACAUGGAACAACUAGU